AUGAAUAAAUUUUGCAUUCAAAUUGUUUUAUUUCUUUUAAGCAUCUCCGUAUGCGUGAAUACUAAAUCCAUUGUAGCUAAUCUUGAUCCAACAAAAGAUACAGAAUCCAAAUCAACAAAAUGUUAUUCUACAAAUGAUGACUCAGAUGAAAUAUAUGAAAAAAACAAGCACCUAUUAUGUAUCAAUCCCGAAGAAACUAUAAAUGCAGAAAAACUUAUGAACGAUGCUGUAUCAAAAUUAGAAUAUCAUGCUACAAGUAGAUAUGGUUAUAUUUUCGAUGGAGAAUAUCGUCCUUACAAUAUGCUUUUUUAUAAAAAAAAAUAUCGAAAUCAUACAGUUGUUGAAAAAGUUGAAUAUACAAUUAAUGAUCCGAAUAAGUAUAACGAAUUAAUAAAAAGGUUUUGGGAUCCCGAUAGUAACAAUUUUUUGUAUGAGAGAUCGGAUAAAAGAAAAAUUGUCCGAGUAUACAGUCCAAAUUUAGUAAUCAUACAACAACGUUGGAAAAAAUGGCCGUGGUCUCGUGAGAAAUAUUUUUAUGUUUUAGCUGCAAAAUUUGAAAUAUCAGAAAACAAAACUAUAAUUGUCAUGACUUCAGCAAAUAUAAAUGAUCACAACAGUAAAAAUAAGAAACCCUUUGAAAACACAUUAAUAAAAAGCGCAAAUUUAUUCAAAACUGACAUUGAUUCUGAAGAUGAUAUUAGAAAUGGAAAAUUAAAAAAAAUGUGUGUUAACAUAAUGGGAUGCAUUAUUGAAAAAAAAAACAAACAUGUCGAUAUCACCUAUGUCGAAUCUGUAAUCAAUAUACAAAUUUUAACAUAA
Molecule: messenger RNA, 819 nt
Organism: Plasmodium yoelii
Lineage: Eukaryota; Apicomplexa; Aconoidasida; Haemosporida; Plasmodiidae
Product: fam-a protein
Exons: 5
Coding region: 1-819 (272 amino acids)
Source: RefSeq, a predicted model, not a curated record